This is a messenger RNA of Colletotrichum gloeosporioides, 1548 nucleotides long. RefSeq names its product Saccharolysin. The transcript is spliced from 3 exons. Gene Ontology annotation, molecular function: metalloendopeptidase activity. Gene Ontology annotation, biological process: peptide metabolic process; proteolysis. Gene Ontology annotation, cellular component: mitochondrial intermembrane space. NCBI's taxonomy places the organism in Eukaryota, Fungi, Ascomycota, Sordariomycetes, Glomerellales, Glomerellaceae. The record is from RefSeq and is a predicted model, not a curated record. The annotation marks the transcript as partial.
GUCAUAACAAAGCUCAAGAUCGAGAUACCUAUGGACCUUAGCUCCGUUCUCAGAACAGUGAAGAACCCAACUACUCGUCAGAAGGCUAGACUGGCAUAUGACAACCGCUGUCCGGCGAACGUUGCUAUCUUCAAGGAAGUUAUGCAACUCCGUCACGAAGCAGCGCUUUUGUUGGGUUACCCGAACCAUGCAGCGCUGAGCGUGGAGGACAAGAUGGCAGAAACACCGGAUAGGGUGAACAGCUUCUUGAGCUCUCUCCGCUUGAAGUUGACAGAGGCUGCGAAGAAGGACGUUGAGACCCUACUCCGACUUAAGAGGGGCAAUGUUGAGGCGAGGGGUGAAGAGUUUGAUGGGCACUACUUCACUUGGGACAAUCCAUACUACGACAACAUGCUCUUACAACAAGACUAUGCAGUGGACCAGGCGAAGAUAUCGGAGUACUUCCCAUUGCAGUCGACUGCGCAUGGGAUGCUCGGGAUCUUUGAGCAGCUGUUUGGUAUGGUGUUUCAUGAGAUCUUGGAUGAGGAGAGAGCUUCACUGUCUUCCACUGGGAAAGGAGAUGAUCUAGUCUGGCACCAUGAUGUACAGAUUUUCUCUGUCUGGGACAAAGAUGAAGAAGGCGGCGGAUUCCUGGGAAACCUCUAUCUGGACCUCUACAGCCGCGAUGGGAAAUAUUCAAACCCAUCCAAUUUCAGCGUCGUACCUGGGUAUGUCGAAGAGGAUGGAACCAAACACUACCCAUCUACAGCUCUGGUCUGCAACUUUCAGCACCCAAGCGCCUCAAAACCCACCCUCCUGCGUCAUACGGACGUCGUUGUUCUUUUCCACGAAUUGGGUCACGGCAUUCAUGACCUUGUAUCCCGCACCAAAUUCGCACGUUUUCAUGGGCCGAUGGGUACUGUUGUUGACUUUGGCGAGGCGCCGAGCCAAGUCCUGGAGAAUUGGUGCUGGACGCCCGAACAAAUCAUGUCUCUCAGUAACCACUACUCAUAUCUUUCUGGCGAUUACUUCAGUAACUGGAAGUCAAAGACGGGGAAGAAAGAAGGUCUCGUGCAGCCACCGAAGAGAUUGCCGCGAGCAAUGGUUCAAAGCCUUCUGAAAGCGAAGCAUGCGAACACGGCUCUGGGCACUCUGCAUCAGCUCUUCAUCGGAACUUUCGAUAUGGCUGUCCAUCAGCUCGACGAUUUCGAUGAGAAUCAGACUUUCACAGCGUUAUGGAAUCGUCUUCGAAGGGAGAUCGUCCCGACCGAGGACCUUUCCGCCUUGGGUGCCGGCGAUGAGUGGGGGCACGGAUACACCAACAUCGGUCACUUGAUGAACGAGUAUGACGCUGGGUUCUACAGCUACCUGUUUUCAAACGUUUAUGCGCAAGACAUCUUCUCGACCGUGUUCAAAAGCGAUCCCAUGAGUGUGGAAGCGGGUCGAAAGUAUCGAUACGCGGUGUUAGAGAAGGGUGGCAGCCAGCCGGAGAUGACUACUUUACAAGAUUUUCUUGGGAGGGAGGCGAAGAUGGAGGCCUUCUAUGAAGACUUGGGUUUUGCAUUAUGA